AUGGCUACAUGCACUUCCUGGAGGACCGAGCUUGCAAUUCUCCGCCAGAACCCUGUCGUCUCAACCAAAACACCAACCGUGGAGUAUCUUACCCAGGACUUCAUCGAUUCUCUCUUGGCGGAGCUAAAACGCUCAAACGCUCGGAACAGGGACCUUCAUAGUGAGCUCGAGAGCCUGCGGAAGUACGACACCGAUCUCAAAAGGGCUUUCGACGAAGAACAAGACACAUUCUGGACCGAGCUGCAGAAGAUGAAGUCCUCGCUCCUUGACUACAGCGUCUACACGGACACGCUGCGAGACAAGAUCGCCAAGCUUGAGGCGCAGCUCGAGAGCAGCGCCGCCGAGGCCUACAAUACAUCCGCGUGGCUGAGGGACUUCAAAGCCGCAAGAGAUGACGAGCGAAGGCAGCUCCUGGAGCGGACGGACAAGCUAGAGAGCCAGCUCGAGCGCAGCGCGAUCAUGCUCUUCGAUGCCAACGUGCAUCUCGAGCGCUGCGAGGCCCAGGGCGCGGACGACGCGGAACGGUUCAGGCUCGAGAUUCUCGCGCUCAAGAGUUACCACGCGGAGGAGCGCGUGCGCAUGCAAUAUCGGCACCGUGUCGAGUGCGAGGAGAUCCGCGAGGCGGGCGCGGUCGCGGAAGAGGAGAAUCGGCGCUUGGUGGAGCAGGUCGAGGAGCUGUGCAGAAGAGAGGAGGCACUCGAGGCUGCUCUGGAGAGCGGGGCGGCGGGGGUGGCAUACGACGAGAUGGAUGGGGACGUUUUGUUGCCGAGUGGGCCGCUGGAGUUGAGGCGACGGGCUUCGACGGAUGACUGCUGGCCUGGGAUCGAUAGUGCCCCGGGGUGGAUCGACACGCGAUUAUGUGGGUACUCUGCCCGGCUUCUGGGCGCGGAGAUGGACAUUGCGGCACUGAAGGACCAUGUCGCGGCUCUGCAGGAGCGAGCCAUGAAUGUCGAUUGUGGGUUUAGCUUAACUGCUUUACCCUCCAUGCCCCCGUUCAUACCCAGACUCUUUCAGGGACAGCUAGCAGCGUCUCGAGUUCAUCUGCCACCGAGAGACGCGCAAGAACCGUCAUCCAAAGAGCCUGCCCUUGACCUCCCUCCCUCCCAGAAGAAAGACCAGAACCGACGCAUCGUCCACGAGCGGUGCAUCAAGCACCCACACGAGGGCUCGAGUUUCCGUGCGGCGGGUGAGUACUGCCGAGAGAUCCGUAGGCGAGAAUUCCCCGCCGAGACUGGUGACUUCCGCUCAUGCAAGGAGGAGGGAUGCGCAGGAGGUUCUCGAUAG
Messenger RNA from Coniophora puteana RWD-64-598 SS2, 1284 nucleotides. RefSeq lists its product as uncharacterized. The record is from RefSeq and is a predicted model, not a curated record. NCBI's taxonomy places the organism in Eukaryota, Fungi, Basidiomycota, Agaricomycetes, Boletales, Coniophoraceae. Bases 1 to 1284 code for a protein of 427 amino acids. The transcript has 2 exons.